Molecule: messenger RNA, 852 nt
Organism: Fraxinus pennsylvanica
Lineage: Eukaryota; Viridiplantae; Streptophyta; Magnoliopsida; Lamiales; Oleaceae
Source: the annotation of a GenBank genome assembly
AUGGAGAAGCCAACAGAAAUCAGCAGCGCAAAAAUGUUUGAUGGAUACAACAAGAGAUACAAACACUUUAGUCCCACAUUAGGCUGUUCCAUGACCUUCCAUAUCUACUUUCCUCCUUCAUCCUCCCCUUCUCACAAAUUUCCAGUACUUUAUUGGCUUUCCGGCUUAACGUGCACAGAUGAGAACUUUAUAACCAAAUCUGGUGCUCAGCGUGUUGCUUCAAGUGAGGGUGUUGUGUUGAUUGCCCCGGAUACUUCUCCGAGAGGCUUGAAUGUUGAAGGAGAAUCAGACAGCUGGGAUUUUGGCGUCGGUGCUGGGUUUUAUCUCAAUGCGACACAAGAGAAGUGGAAGAAUUGGCAGAUGUAUGACUAUAUUGUGAAGGAAUUACCAUUACUUCUUACUGAAAAUUUUCCACAGCUUGAUACAUCACGAGCAUCUAUCUUUGGUCAUUCGAUGGGCGGGCAUGGAGCACUGACAAUCUACCUUAAAAAUUUGGACAAGUACAAGUCGGUGUCGGCAUUUGCACCUAUUGUCAAUCCUAUAAAUUGUCCCUGGGGUCAGAAAGCUUUCACAAAUUACUUGGGUGAAAAUAAAGCUGCCUGGCAGGAGUAUGAUGCCACUUGUCUCGUAUCAAAAUUCAACAAUGUUUCUGCUACCAUUCUAAUUGAUCAGGGAGACGAGGACAAAUUCUUAAAGGAACAAUUGCUACCGCACAAGCUUGAGGAGGCAUGUCGAAAGGUGAAUGUUCCACUUCUCCUCCGCAUCCAGCCUGGUUAUGAUCACUCCUAUUAUUUCAUCGCAACCUUCAUCGACGAUCAUAUCCGUCAUCAUGCCCAAGCGCUUAACCUGUAA